AUGCUUGCAUUUUCUGGAUGUGACUAUGGUGGAGGAGAGAAGGAGCAGAAAGAACUGAGCACAAUAAGGAGGAGAUGGAAAACCCUACAUAAAAGCAAUCCUGAUAGGGCCAGGAGGCAGGGGAGAUGCCCGUUAACCCCAGAAGAAGUUGGUCUAAUGCUAAGAGCAUUGGGAUAUGGUUCUGAUGUUCAUAUUUAUGUUGCAUCUGGAGUAGUAUAUGGAGGGGAUGAAACUUUGGCACCUCUCAAAGCAUUAUUUCCUAAUUUCCAUUCAAAAGAAACCAUUACUACCAAAAAAGAAUUAGAACCAUUUUCUUCGUUUUCUUCUCGCAUGGCUGCACUUGAUUUUAUUGUUUGUGAUGAAAGCGAUGUGUUUGUCACCAAUAACAAUGGUAACAUGGCUAAAAUAUUAGCUGGACGAAGGAGAUACUUUGGGCACAAACCAACCAUUCGUCCAAAUGCUAAAAAACUCUACAGAUUGUUCAUGAACAGAAAUAAUUUGACUUGGGAUGUUUUUGCUUCCAGUAUCCGUACUUUCCAGAAAGGAUUCAUGGGUGAGCCAAAAGAGCUUAGACCUGGUAGAGGCGGGUUUCAUGAAAAUCCAUCUACUUGCAUAUGUGAAGAUUCUGUGGCGAAAGCGGCCAAAAAUUCUGGACCUAGAAAGUUUUCAAACAAGAAAGCGAAUGAAGUGGAUGUUGAUGAUAAUGAUAACGGUGAUGAUGAUGAUAACGAUAAUGAUGAUGAUGAUGAUGAUCAAAAUGAUCUUACAGAUAAGGAUAUGUUCAAUGAAACAAUGUCAGACUAUGAAACUCUGAACUUUGAGGAUCCAGAGUUGGAGGAAAUUAUAUCAGACUAG
This is a messenger RNA of Vicia faba (fava bean), 855 nucleotides long. Lineage: Eukaryota; Viridiplantae; Streptophyta; Magnoliopsida; Fabales; Fabaceae. The record is from the annotation of a GenBank genome assembly.